GCGAAGAGGGAGAAAUUCCUUCAUUUGCGUGAAACCUCUCUUCGGUAUCGCAUGAAAGCCACGUGAGAGAAUCAUGGAUAAACCAGUGGUUUUGGCUCGUGUCAUAAAAGUCCUAGGAAGAACUGGCUCACAAGGGCAAUGUACGCAAGUAAAAGUUGAAUUUCUUGGUGAGCAAAAUCGUCAAAUUAUCCGAAACGUGAAAGGCCCUGUACGAGAAGGUGAUUUAUUAACCUUGCUGGAAUCUGAACGUGAAGCAAGAAGACUUCGAUAAGCACAUAAGGAAAAUGAAUUGCCAGCACGUGAAAGUCACCAACAGUGUCUGGACUCAAACGAUACAAUUCAUUCCAUCAACAAAAUUGGGACGAUCCAACUACUCCAAUAGCACGAGCCGCCUUGUUUCAAAAAAUCACUGUCAAUGAAGAUGUUUCCAAUUUUUGUAAUAAAUACUGGCUAAUAUUUGAUUGAAUA
Messenger RNA from Bombus terrestris (buff-tailed bumblebee), 468 nucleotides. RefSeq names its product 40S ribosomal protein S28. Gene Ontology annotation, cellular component: cytosolic small ribosomal subunit; ribosome. Gene Ontology annotation, biological process: translation; maturation of SSU-rRNA; ribosomal small subunit assembly. The transcript has a single exon. Gene Ontology annotation, molecular function: structural constituent of ribosome. NCBI's taxonomy places the organism in Eukaryota, Metazoa, Arthropoda, Insecta, Hymenoptera, Apidae. Bases 74 to 271 code for a protein of 65 amino acids. The record is from RefSeq and is a predicted model, not a curated record.